AUGCCUCAGCUGUGAGAGGCCCCGCUCCCCUUGGCUGGCUGGUAUCCCAGAACAGAGGCAGAGAGAGACGGAGAGAGUCGACUGUGAGAAACUGGGGGCAAAGAGAAAGUUAAAGUUUAAAGUAGACUAGAAGGAGGCAAGCAAGUGAUCACUAAAGUUGCUUGAAAGACAGACAAAAGGAUUAGGGAUUGAGUUCUGUGUAGUGCUGCUGGUGUAGGUUGUUUUUCAGUACUGUAUUUUUAUCUGUGGUUAGUGUGUACGCGGCUUGCAUUUGGAGUUGACAGCCAUGGCAGAUACAGGUGUCAAGAAGGAGCACAUACCCCUGGCAGAAGUGCUUUAUGAUGAUGAAAAGGUAGCUCUGGUGCGUGCUGCCACUGAGCCAGCGGUAGACGAUGAUGACUCGGUGGACCAGGUGCUGACCACUGACUCCGGAAGCAAGAGUGAAGCCCAAAUGAAUGGGAUCCUGGUUCUGUCUCUCCUAGACAAGAUUAUUGGGGUGGUAGACCAGAUCCAGCAGACCCAGGAAGGGCUUGAGGCCCGGCAGGAAUCCAUGGAGAAGUCAGUGUCAAACAUCCAAGGAGAGCUGACUAAGUUAUCCAAGAACCACAUCGACACAGCCAACACUGUCAACAAAAUGCUGGAAAAGGUACGCAAGGUCAGUGUCAACGUCAAGACAGUGCGCAACAACCUGGAGAAACAAGCAGGCCAGAUCAAGACGCUGGAGAGCAACGAGCAUGAGCUACUGAAGAGACGCAACUUUAAAGUCUUCAUCUACCAGGACCAAGUGAAGGCACCAAAGACAUCCAAACGCAAGACAAGAGAGACAGUAGCGGAAGGUAAAGCAGUGGAAGGCCUCGAGCAGAUACCCGAGGAUGGACAACAGGGCCACCCAGCCAAUCUCAACUCAGAUGAGGAGGUGGAGAUUGAGGAGAUUAUUGAAGAGUCCCGUACCAAGCGACUCCAGCGCACCACAAAACAACAAGUUGACAACAUAAAGAAAGCCUUCUCUAAAGAGAACAUGGAGAAGACCAAAAAAAAGACCAAGGAGAAUUUGGAGAAGACCAAGAAGAGAACCCGUGACAAUCUGGAGAAAACCAAGCAUAAUCUGGAGAAAAAGAUUGGAAAGCUUGGGUCCCGCGUGACGCCCAACCAGGAGCGCAGGGCAAAGAUAAGGAGCUCCAGAGAGAAGAUGAAGAAGUCCUUCACUCCUGACCACACAAUCUACGCUCGCUCCAAGACCACUGUGUACCGUGUGCCCCCCUUUACCUUCUAUGUUAAGAAGAUCCGAGGUGGGGAGGAGGAAGUGGUGCAGAACACAGAGAUGGUAGAGGUGACCGAGUCUGAAGCUGAGGACCAGCCAGGGGGCGAGAACAACAGGCUGGGUGUACAUGUGGAGGUGGAGGAAGGGAAGCUGGUGAAUGUAGACAGCCCAGAGGCGGAGGGUCUGUUGGAGGCGACAGGAGGCUCUCAACCGGUCAGGGUGGAGCCAGACCACCUAAAGAAGAUCGAAAGUGAAUGAGCAUCCCAGCUGUUCAGGGCUGUGAAAGGAAUGAUAAAAAGGAUGAAGAAUGGAACACAGUAUUGAUGAAUCACAAGGACACAAUAUUAGCUGCAGGGACUUUCUAGUCAUGAUCACAAUCUACAUCUCAUUUCUUUUCUGUUCACUUUUUACUGUACCCAACAGGGAUGACUUUCAUAUUUGCUCCUCUUUAGCAUACAAAUGAGAAAAAUAAAGCAAAAAAGCUAGUGUUUGAAACAUUCUACAGGCUGGUAAUCCUAGACAUGUAUGUUUGGGGUAUUUGAUGUUUGUCGUUAGUUUAAUACACUGAGCGGCUAUAAGAGCUUAAAAUGAAAUAUAAAAAGGUAUAAACAGCUUUUGCUUUUGCGAUGUAAAGUAUAACACAAUAUAUACCAUGUAUGAUAUUCACAUUAGCAGGUAACGGGAAGUUGUUGUCCAGAUUUAUAUUGCAAUGGGUGGUUUUAGUAAUGUGACACACACCUGUGAAACUAAAAAUAAACAAGUAAGCAAGGUUUAGCCCUAUAGAAUUAGAGGAGACAGAAGAGAAUGGAUGUGAAGAUCCUUUCCUCAGCUGAAGAGUUUACAAAGACACGAUGCUUAUUUACUACCAAUCACUCAGGCAGUAUGCCAAAUGUUACAUGGCAAUGUUUCUCAGUGUAAAUUACAAAUGUAACAUACUAAAAUUAUGCCUGGUGUUAAUAUAAGAUCACACUGGGAACACUGAAACAGUGGAAAUUCAGUCACUAAAAUGUUCACCACUCUAGCAAACAACUAAAGUUACUGUUAUGACAAUCACUUUAAGACCUAGUGUUUUACCUUUGUGAUGAUGGUCCUUGGAGGCAAAUUUGUGAUGGGCUACUGGGCUCUAAAUAUAAAAUUUGACAUUACUUGACUUAAAUUUGAAGACAAGGCAGCAAGUUAAUAUCUUGCAUGUAUAUUUUUGUGCUUUCUUGAAAAAAAAGGUCAUAACAAAAGAUUCUAUACAGGGGAAAUAUCUGUCCUGCUUAAUUGGUUACUCUUUCAAAAUUCCAGCUCUACUUUAAUGAAACAGUCAUGAAAUUUAGAAAGUAACAUUUGCUGUGGUGUAUCUUUACAAUGCAUGCUUGAAGUCACAGUUUGAUUAUUUACUAUGUAUAUUUUUUACACUCACUAUGUCAUUUUAUUGCAACUGGACAUAUUGUACUCUCUGAGUUUCACAUAGCACACUGCUGCACAGAGAAGAAAAAACUAAACAAAACAAAAAACCUUGACUAUGUCACCAUGGUCACAGCUCAUCACAGUACAUUUGCACAUCCUUGUUAAAUUUCCCAAGGUAAUUGCAGGCAGAAAAAUGAUGGGCUGAAGAACAAGAUGACAGUUUAAUGAUGGACUAUGUAACAAAUGGAGAAGCAAAUGUCAUCUGAAAUGCAGUUAAAAUGAGCUAGCACAUUGUCAGGUAUUAUGGAUGUGCACUGCACUUCAGUAAAUGGCUGAACACCGAACAGCAUGAUCCAGUCCACAAAUGUUUUUGCAGAGACCAGGUUCAAUCUGUACUUCCUUUGAAAGAUAAAAGGAAUGUCUAUAAUAAAAGCUAUGUGAUUAUUAUUCAUAAAAUGAGUUUAACACUGUAAGUUAAAGAAAAAGGUCAUGGAGGUUUAGAGGAAGCUCUGAAAAUUGAAAUGUAAUUAUAUGGAGCCUGGUGUAAACUGGCAGUGGCAGUGCUCAAUCAACACCACUUUUGAUCAAGGCGAGCACAGAGAAACAGCCUCUAUUUUCCUCCCUAGAGACUAUGUGUGACCUUGAUGUGGUUUAGGCAUGAAGAAACUCACUGUGUAGCAUGAAACACCAUUAAAGUAAUCAAUGGGAUGGGGAAUGCAAUCAAAGUGAGUGCUCCCUCUGAGCACUGGGCAGAGUUGAUAACAGUGAGAAGGACAGAGAGAGAGAAUGGUUAUAUGUGUGUGUGAUUGUAAAAAUUAUGCAAUACCAUAUACCCUCACUGAUAUUUUCAUGAAAAAACUUUAUAUCUCCAUCAAAAACAAAUUUCAGAAAUGAGCAAAUAUAUUAGGCUGUGACAUCUCACAGUUAUGAUAGUAUCUUUUUAUUGAUUAUUUGACAAAAAUAUGUAGAAUACAUUAUUUUUGCAAUGAAUGACUGUAUGAAUGAAUGAAUGAAACAUUAAAUAUAUUGGCACAUUUGCUGAUUUUGCAACCAUAUAAACUGUGCCUUGCCUAGCUGCUGGUAUAUUCAAAAAUUGAACCAGCCUGCUGUGUAUGAGGCGGGACAUUCACAGGCUUUGUAGAGACACUUGUUUAAAAAAAAGCUCAGUCACAAUACAGUAGGAUGCAAAGUGUCAUUGAUCGCUCAUAGUUUUAUUGAUUUAUACUCAAAUAAUGAGCUUGCCCUUUCUGAUGUGUUUAUGACAGCUAUUGCCUCGUGGAAGCAAUAUAAAU
Molecule: messenger RNA, 3948 nt
Organism: Monopterus albus (swamp eel)
Lineage: Eukaryota; Metazoa; Chordata; Actinopteri; Synbranchiformes; Synbranchidae
Gene: cavin1a
Product: caveolae associated protein 1a
Exons: 2
Coding region: 287-1519 (410 amino acids)
Biological process (GO): termination of RNA polymerase I transcription; transcription initiation at RNA polymerase I promoter
Cellular component (GO): cytoplasm; caveola
Molecular function (GO): rRNA primary transcript binding
Source: RefSeq, a predicted model, not a curated record